This is a messenger RNA of Paramisgurnus dabryanus, 1254 nucleotides long. RefSeq names its product sirtuin 5 (gene sirt5). Gene Ontology annotation, cellular component: nucleus. Gene Ontology annotation, molecular function: histone deacetylase activity, NAD-dependent; protein-malonyllysine demalonylase activity; protein-succinyllysine desuccinylase activity. Lineage: Eukaryota; Metazoa; Chordata; Actinopteri; Cypriniformes; Cobitidae. The record is from RefSeq and is a predicted model, not a curated record.
UUCUUUCUACUUAAGCUGUGCGAGUUGUACGUGCAAUUUUGUCAAAGCCGUUGACAUUGCACUCCUAAAAUGACUCAAAACAGCAUCUGAGUGGAUGAAGAAAAUACAGAAUUCAUCUUCUACCGUUGUGGAUUAAACCCGCACUGUAUGAGGCAGCGAAACACCUGUGCAGCUAAUGAUUGUGCGACGGUUGGCGUGUAGGGGUCUCGCCUCUCAUCUUUGCCUGGCAGUAAGAUCGACCUGGAGAGCACCUGAGAUGGCCAGACCAUGCUCUGAUUUGACAAAGUUUCGGGAGGAUUUUGCUAAAGCAAAGCACAUUGCUAUUAUUACUGGGGCUGGAGUGAGUGCAGAGAGUGGAGUACCAACCUUCAGAGGUCAGGGAGGAUACUGGAGAAAAUGGCAGGCACAGGAUUUGGCCACGCCUACAGCAUUCUCUCGAGAUCCGUCUUUAGUCUGGGAGUUCUACCAUUACAGACGUGAGGUAAUGGCCAGCAAAAUGCCUAACCCAGCACAUUUGGCUAUAGCAGAGUGUGAGUCCCGUCUUCGCCAGCAGGGGCGCUCUGUUGUGGUCAUAACUCAGAACAUUGAUGAGCUGCACCAUAGUGCUGGUUCCAAAAAUGUUUAUGAGAUCCACGGUAGUUUAUUUAAAACUCGUUGCAUGAGUUGUGGAGAAGUCAAGGCCAACCACAAGAGUCCAAUCUGUCCUGCUCUGGAGGGGAAAGGAGAGCCUGACCCCAGUGCUAAGGACGCCAGAAUUCCAGUGGAGGAACUGCCCAGAUGUGAGAGGAAGAGCUGUAAUGGCUUACUGAGACCUCAUGUGGUUUGGUUUGGAGAGACCCUGGAUGCUGAUAUUCUCACCGGCGUGGAGCAGGAGCUGGACAAGUGUGAUCUCUGCUUAGUAGUGGGCACCUCCUCCAUAGUUUACCCAGCGGCCAUGUUCGCUCCUCAGGUGGCAGCGAGAGGAGUGCCUGUAGCUGAAUUUAACACCGAUAGCACUCCUGCUACUAAAAGCUUUAUGUAUCACUUUAAAGGUCCAUGUGGCAUCACACUGCCUCCUGCCCUGGCACCUCAUGAAACUGAGAUCAUUUAGGAAGACAUGAACACCCACUGCAUUGAGCACUUUAACUGAACUUGAACAUGCUUUGCAAUUGAUUUGGAGUGCUUUCAUGUGAUUGGUCUUUAAAAUGUACACUUUUGUCUUCUGGUUGAAAUUGUUUUUUGAAAUUUGGCAGAAUUACACAGAAUUAAAUUUUA